AUGUUAUGGUUCAAAUCCAACGACGUCAAGCUCGCCGGGAACUUCACGUUCGAAAGAUUAAACUCAAACAUGUUCCUUGAGAAGUCCACGUUUUGUAUCGUUUUGUUUCUGCCGAACAGGAAUGAUAUGUCGCCUACAAGCUUGUUACGUGAGAAAUCAAGCUCUGUGAAGUUCAAAUCACCCAAAGAUUUUGGAACUGUACCGGCGAAUGGCGAGGAGAUUAAGAGGUUCUCGAAGGUUUUUCAGUUUAGCAAUGGAGGAAGGGAUGGUUCCGUUCAGGUUGGGGAGUUUUCGGAACUCAAGGUUUUUGAGAAAAGGGAGAUCACCGACGGCAGCCGGAAUUUGGCCGGCCAGGUUCCCUCCAAAGAUGGUGAGAGCAAUGACACGGCUUGUGUUGAGGUCACAAUCCAAACCAGGCCAAUCACAGCAAUCAAUCUUUGGGUUCCAUGA
Molecule: messenger RNA, 450 nt
Organism: Ilex paraguariensis (yerba mate)
Lineage: Eukaryota; Viridiplantae; Streptophyta; Magnoliopsida; Aquifoliales; Aquifoliaceae
Source: the annotation of a GenBank genome assembly